AUGCCGCAUUCGGUCCAUGCACGAUCUGGUUCAACCACACCGCUCUCAUCCCAGCAAGGCAGUCUGCCAUUAAACCUAAGGUAUUGGAACGUCAAUAUACCAAAGACAAGAUGGACUGAAGAAUGUCCUGACUUCCUGCUUGGCCUGAGUGAGAAGAACAUCGAGAUCUUGUCCGCAAAGGAUGAAGAUUACCAUUGCCUGACAUGGGCUGAGUCAAAGAAAAUAGUCGAUACGAACCAUCCUGAUCAUUUUCAACGCUCGCCGAUUGAGCUUCGCCGGUACCUGGAAUUUAUGUACAAGUUGAAACAAAAUUACGGCUCCGUCCUGAGCUUCGUACAGAAUGAACGUCUGAGAUGGGACUCAAUAUCGCCUUCCGGACAACCACCUUUCGUUAACCCAGCUGACUUUAAGGUGCUUUACAAUGAUUGGCCUUAUGGUAUCGAUCCGGAUAUUACUCAUCUGGUUGUGUGGACAAAAUUUCUGUUGGAAGACGACCCGGAGACUGGCUUUCUGACUGAUGAGUACCAUGACCUGAUAGAGAGCUUCGUUAAGCGAACUUUCUGUGGACCGGGUGCUGUCGAACGUGACCAGCUGAUUUGGUUUAAGAACUGGAAGUCAUUGAAGAGUGUCCAUGCGCUUGAACACUUCCAUGUCAUGCUCCAUAAAGCACCAGGAGAUUUUCUUACCAAGGUCACUAACGGUGAUAAACCGUUGUCCCAAACUCUUAAUCCUGUUUAA
This is a messenger RNA of Lithohypha guttulata, 738 nucleotides long. RefSeq lists its product as uncharacterized. The transcript is spliced from 2 exons. Lineage: Eukaryota; Fungi; Ascomycota; Eurotiomycetes; Chaetothyriales; Trichomeriaceae. The coding region runs from base 1 to 738 and encodes 245 amino acids. The record is from RefSeq and is a predicted model, not a curated record. Gene Ontology annotation, biological process: N-acetylglucosamine metabolic process. Gene Ontology annotation, cellular component: cytoplasm.